Molecule: messenger RNA, 1208 nt
Organism: Musa acuminata AAA Group (dessert banana)
Lineage: Eukaryota; Viridiplantae; Streptophyta; Magnoliopsida; Zingiberales; Musaceae
Exons: 1
Coding region: 519-833 (104 amino acids)
Source: RefSeq, a predicted model, not a curated record
UGGUUUGCUAAAGCUUUCGGAUGGAGCAUUAAGUCACCACCGCUCAGUGGGUCUCCGGCGCCAACUUAUAUCAUCUGCCGGCCGAGAGAAUUGGAGUAUCGAAAGCUGAUGCCGGAAGAGGAAUCGAAACAUCGAGCAGUAGGCGUUUCAGAAUCCAACACUACUUUGCUUCAUCGAUCGAUCUCAGUAAAUCCAUCCACCUUUGGUCUCCGGCGCCAACUUAUAUCAUCUGCCGGCCGAGAGAAUUGGAGUAUCGAAAGCUGAUGCCGGAAGAGGAAUCGAAACAUUUAGCAGCAGGCGUUUCAGAAUCCAACACUUCUUUGCUUCAUCGAUCGAUCUCAGUAAAUCCAUGGAUACCUUUGGGAGGACGUCUCAGCGUGCCCUUGCCGUCUAGACUUCUUCUGAUUUACAUAAAUGCCCUCAUAUUUUACAUGACGAUGUUGGCCUUAUCCGUGAUGAUAUAUAUAUGUGUCCACCACAGCCCCUCUCUGCCCUAAAAACGCACGAGAGCGAGGCUAAUGCCCGGUGAGGGAGAAGGGGAGGCGAGCGAUCGGACGCUUGGAUGGCAAGGGAGAGUAGAGGAUGAAUGGCGGAGGAUCAAGGAGCACGCCGAGACGUACCCGUACGUGUGGGGUUCGUACAUCCUAGUCUACGGCAGCCUCAGCGCCUACCUCGCCUACCGAUGGCGGAAGCUACGGCGGACGGAGGACCGCGUCCGAACCCUCCGAGAACGCCUCCGAACGCUCGUCGAGGCUGAGGGUUCGGCGGCGGCUGCAGGCACCGCCGGAUCGGCCGCCCCUUCGAUGCCGAACAAGUCGCGUGGGCCUUCUUAAGGAUUUUGUGUCCUCGAAAUCGGUUAGUACCGAUCUGAACCGCUCCUUUGAGUUUUUAUUGGGUCUUGUUAUGUGAUAUUCUGGAAUUUAGGGUUUUAGCUGCUUAGCAUUUUGGGCCGAAGAAUCCUCAGUUCUGCUACAUUACGCAGUAAAAGGGAUCAAAAUUGCAACUUCUGUAAUUUUCUCUUGCCAUCGCAACAACUUUUUUACUACUGCAUCUCUUAUAUUGAACUAAAGGAGGCUCUUAUUUGAUGAACUUCCGUGAACAGGGUUUGUAAUGCUGGGGUUAGACGGUUCUGUUGAGGAACGUAUAGUGUGAGACCGUAAUGUGCCCUUCCUAUCAGUCUAAUCCAUAUUUUUAUUAGUGAUUUUUAA